Zootermopsis nevadensis is the source of this 3441-nucleotide messenger RNA. RefSeq names its product lon protease homolog, mitochondrial. Gene Ontology annotation, cellular component: mitochondrial matrix. The record is from RefSeq and is a predicted model, not a curated record. Gene Ontology annotation, molecular function: ATP hydrolysis activity; single-stranded DNA binding; ATP-dependent peptidase activity. Gene Ontology annotation, biological process: mitochondrion organization; protein catabolic process; protein quality control for misfolded or incompletely synthesized proteins. Lineage: Eukaryota; Metazoa; Arthropoda; Insecta; Blattodea; Termopsidae.
AUAAUUGUGCGUAGAGUGGUUCUGUUAUGUUGGUAUUUUCUGUGACGAUCUGUUAGUGCGAUUUUCUUUGCCGGGUCGUAAACAUGAUGUGAAGAAACGUGGAUAUGAAUGAUGUAAUAUUUUGUUGUAAUGUGAGGUAAACGUGGAUGGUGAAUUUAUAUUCUGCAAUAAUCAGGGCAGCAUCUUUUGUAAGGGAUGAUGUUAUCCAGGUUAUGUUGUCGCACUAACUGUGCAAAGUGGUUAUAUUCUUGUGAAGUUAGACGUCUGUCUUAUGCUUGUAGUGCCGUAAAGAAAGUUUCUAUUAAAAAUGAAAGGCACAGAUGCAUUGGAACUUUUGGUACAAUAAAGUCAUGCAGAUAUAUUCAAGGUUAUGAAAGUCCAAGGUUGGGAUACAUCACAGUAACGCAGGGGCGAUAUUUUAGUACUAGCAAAUCAGGGAAUGAUGACGGACCAGGGGAAGAUGAGGUGACACAACCCAAACCUGGGCCAGUUCUUGAGAGUUCUGAUAGUGAAUAUACAACACACCAUUCUCUUCCCGUAACUGUCGCAGUUCCCGAAGUAUGGCCACAGUUACCUCUUAUAGCUAUCAACAGAAACCCUGUUUUUCCACGUUUUAUAAAGCUAAUUGAAAUAACAAAUCCAACUUUGAUUGACCUUAUAAGAAGGAAAGUGAAGUUGAACCAACCAUAUGUGGGAGUUUUCCUUAAAACAAGUGACGAAAAUGAAUCUGAUGUUGUUAAUAACUUGUCAGAUAUAUACACUACUGGAACAUUUGCACAAAUACAUGAGAUGCAAGACCUUGGAGAUCGCCUUCGUCUUGUUGUAAUGGCCCAUAGAAGGAUUCGAGUCAUAGGACAGAUAGUAGACGAUUCAGAAGCCCCUCCAGAAAUGACUAUCAAGUUUCCACUAUUUAAAACAUCAAUUAAUGUGUCUCUAGAAGAUACAGAUGUAGAGAGGAGGAGGCGAAAACGUAGAAAGAAGAAGAAUGCUGUGGAUUCUUCAACAGUCACUGAUGAGGGGGAGAAGUCUGAUGCUUCCAGCAAUUCUCAGGAAACAUUUACUGAAGAUAUUACCAAACCACAGCCUGUCCUCAUGGUGGAAGUUGAAAAUGUGACACACGAGAAGUUUAGGCAAACAGAAGAAGUUAAGGCUCUGACACAAGAAAUAAUAAAGACAAUCCGUGAUAUUAUUAGCUUGAAUCCAUUAUACCGUGAAUCAUUACAACAAAUGUUACACACUGGGCAGCGGGUGGUUGACAAUCCAGUCUAUUUAUCAGACUUGGGUGCUGCUCUCACUGGAGCUGAGCCAGCGGAACUGCAGCAAGUACUUGAGGAGAUGGAUAUUCCUAAAAGGUUAAUGCUGUCUUUGUCACUUCUGAAGAAAGAGUUUGAGCUGAGUAAAUUGCAGCAAAAGAUAGGACGUGAAGUCGAGGAGAAAGUGAAGCAACAGCACAGAAAAUACAUUCUUCAUGAACAGCUAAGAGUGAUCAAAAAGGAACUAGGACUUGAAAAGGAUGAUAAAGAUGCUAUAGAAGAGAAAUUUCGUGAAAGGUUAAAGGGGAAAAUUGUUCCAAAAAGUGUGAUGGAGGUUCUAGAUGAAGAGCUAAACAAGCUCAGUUUCCUUGAAGGGCACUCAUCAGAAUUCAAUGUGACACGCAACUAUUUGGACUGGUUGACAUCUCUGCCAUGGGGUGUAACUAGUGCGGACAACUUGAAUUUACAGAGAGCAAUUGAGAUCUUAGAUGAAGACCACUAUGGCAUGGACGAUGUAAAGAAGAGAAUAUUGGAAUUUAUUGCUGUAAGCCAACUAAAAGGCAGCACCCAGGGAAAAAUUCUGUGUUUUUAUGGACCACCUGGAGUUGGGAAAACUAGUAUAGCACGUUCUAUUGCCCGAGCGCUUAAUAGAGAGUACUUUAGGUUCAGUGUGGGUGGCAUGACAGACGUUGCUGAGGUCAAGGGUCAUCGUCGGACAUAUGUGGGUGCGAUGCCGGGGAAAGUGAUUCAGUGCCUCAAGAAAACCAAGACUGAAAAUCCAUUAAUACUGAUAGAUGAAGUAGAUAAAAUUGGAAAAGGCUAUCAAGGAGAUCCAUCAUCUGCACUUCUAGAAAUGUUGGAUCCAGAACAGAAUGCAAAUUUCUUGGAUCAUUACCUUGAUGUUCCUGUUGACUUGUCAAAGGUUUUGUUUAUCUGCACAGCUAAUAUAAUUGAUACCAUACCUGAACCCCUCCGUGAUCGAAUGGAAAUGAUUGAUAUGUCAGGUUACGUUGCUGAAGAGAAACUAGCCAUUGCCAAGCAGUAUUUAGUCCCCCAGGCACUGAAAGAUUCAGGACUGGAACAUGAUCAGGUCCACAUCAAGGAUGAUUCUUUGCAUAUGCUUAUUAAAUCUUACUGUCGUGAGAGUGGAGUCAGAAAUCUACAGAAGCACAUUGAGAAGGUAGUGAGAAAAGUAGCAUUUAAAAUUGUGAAAAGUGAAGUUGCUAAAAUCGAUGUGACUACGGAAAACUUACCUGAUUUUGUUGGCAAACCUGUGUUUACACAUGACAGGAUGUAUGACGUGACUCCACCAGGUGUUGUGAUGGGACUUGCUUGGACAGCGAUGGGUGGAUCAGCACUCUUCAUUGAAACAACAAUCAGGCGCCCUCAUGAAGAUACCAGUGAGGGCUCCCUAGAACUAACUGGCCAUCUUGGAGACGUAAUGAAGGAAUCAGUUAGGAUAGCACUCACUGUUGCACGUAAUUUCUUGACAAAAGAAGAUCCAAAGAACAAUUUCCUGAACAAUAGCCAUUUACAUCUACAUGUCCCAGAGGGAGCAACCCCAAAAGAUGGUCCAAGUGCAGGCUGCACUAUCGUAACAGCAUUUCUGUCUCUAGCAAAGAAUGUACCAAUACGACAGGAUGUAGCUAUGACCGGAGAAGUUUCCCUCAUGGGAAAGAUUCUUCCUGUUGGUGGAAUAAAAGAGAAAACAAUUGCAGCUAAACGUGUUGGUGUAAAUUGCAUAAUUUUGCCAGAAGAAAAUAAGAAGGAUUAUAAUGAUCUUCCAUCAUUUAUAACUGAAGGACUUGAAGUUCAUUUUGUGAACCAGUAUGAAGAUGUUUAUGAGAUUGUAUUUCCCUCUGCUCAUGGAAACUAGGAACAAAGAUUAAAAAUGAACCUGCCACACCCGGGUGCCUGAAUAUUAAGAUAAAGCAAAUGUUGAGUUUUGUAAAGGACAUGUUCAGAGAAGCCUCUGAGGAUGAGGCCACGGGUCACACCCCAGUGUACAAAUGGUUUGGGUGUUUCAGGGAGGGCAGAUAAUGCCUGUAGAACAACCAGUGGAAGGGAAGUUCAAGAGAUAGCUCAUAAUGGGAAGACCAUUAACCAUAAUGAUGAGUGAACUUUCAUGAAUCUUUAGACUACCACAUGAAGUAUACAAAUUAAUGGGUACUGUAAUAACCUCACUACA